UAAAGUUUUUGUUUUCAAUUGUUUUUCAUUAUUUUACAUGCAGGAUUUAUUGUAUACAGUGAAUGGUCGACAUGGUGUAUAUGAUGAGUAGGCACAAAUCUUACCUCACCUGACUAAGACGUGCCGCUACAAAUUAUAAAUCCUUAACGCACCCCUUUGAAAAGAAAUGCCAUAAAGUUUGUAACUUUUGCUUAUUGCUGACUUUCUGGCUUUUGGGUUUUCUCCCUGUGGUCGGUUGAACUAACAGUGGCAGUGUGAUAAUAAUCUCAAUUGUGUUGAAAAACUACUCUUCGCCGUUUUGUUUCACCUCGUUUUCUCCUUUCUUUCUCUUUCUGUUCGGACAAUUUGUUGUGGCAGACAAGGGAGUAGCUUCGUUUUUCUAAGUUGCCAUAUGCUCAUGGCUUCUUUGAGUGAUAUAGGACUCGCCGCAGCAAUUAACAUCCUGAGUGCAUUUACUUUCUUGUUGGCUUUUGCUGUACUUCGAAUUCAGCCUAUAAACGAUAGGGUGUAUUUUCCAAAAUGGUAUUUGAAGGGUUUAAGGAGCAGUCCAUUGCAAGCAGGGUUAUUUGUGAGCAAGUUUGUCAAUUUGGACUUCAAGUCAUAUAUAAGGUUCCUGAGCUGGAUGCCUGCAGCAUUGCAAAUGCCAGAACCUGAACUAAUUGACCAUGCAGGCUUGGACUCUGCUGUUUACUUGAGGAUCUACUUACUUGGGCUGAAAAUAUUUGUACCCAUUGCAUUCCUAGCGUUUUCUGUUAUGGUUCCUGUCAACUGGACGAAUAGCACCUUGGAGCGGUCCAAUUUGACUUAUAGUCAGAUAGAUAAGCUUUCAAUUUCAAAUAUUCCAACCGGAUCAAAUAGAUUCUGGACUCAUUUGGUAAUGGCUUAUGCUUUUACCUUCUGGACAUGCUAUAUCUUGAAAAGGGAGUAUCAAAUAGUUGCAACAAUGAGAUUGCAUUUUCUAGCAUCAGAAAGACGUCGUCCAGACCAAUUCACUGUACUUGUCAGAAAUGUACCACCUGAUCCUGAUGAAUCAGUUAGUGAGCUAGUGGAACAUUUCUUUUUGGUCAACCAUCCAGAUCACUAUCUCACUCAUCAGGUCUGAUCCUUUCUUAUUGCAAUCACAUUCGCCUAAUUUUUUU
Molecule: messenger RNA, 1139 nt
Organism: Vigna umbellata (rice bean)
Lineage: Eukaryota; Viridiplantae; Streptophyta; Magnoliopsida; Fabales; Fabaceae
Source: RefSeq, a predicted model, not a curated record